Molecule: messenger RNA, 40954 nt
Organism: Porites lobata
Lineage: Eukaryota; Metazoa; Cnidaria; Anthozoa; Scleractinia; Poritidae
Source: the annotation of a GenBank genome assembly
AUGCCAUCGUUCGGUUAGAGAUUGGUAAAUAAAGUUGAUGGUCAUGAGACUUAUCAAGACCAGGGAAUUUACAGCUGAAACAAAACCAAAUAUACUGAUCAUUCCAGCGCGUGUUCCUGAACUUACAAAACUGUGAAUCUGCGAAGGGGUGGAAAGUCUUUUGACAUUAAGAAAUGUUCUAAAUUUUUAAUGAUAUUUGUCUUGGGGGAAUGGGGCGUAUAAGUGGGGGCGUGAUUCCUUUUAAUCAGACUAAGACCUGUUUAGUUCAACCCUUGGUCAAAAGAAAGAUUUUAAACCAUGCCAUCGUUCUAAAGUUGAUGGUCAGACCAUCCACCUUCUACCUUCAAGUGAAAUUUUUGCUACCUGACUGGUAGACAAGGCACCGAAAAUUCCUAUCCCACCCCACACUAAUGAUGAUAUCUUCAAAUCACUGAUCAGCUGACAUAAAUGCGGGCAUAAAUGAUGCCCCAUUGUGCCCUAAAAUCCUCCGAUUCACACUACACUUUACAGUGGCACAUCCUUAGGACUAAGUCAGGCCCUUCCCUUCUCCUUGAUUUCCCACAGGAAAAAAUAACCGAUUCCCAUUUUUGGAUAUUUUAGGGUAUUUAAAGAAUACCCACAAAAAUCCCAAAUUUGGAAGAGUGAGACAAGUUCCAAUCAGGGAACUUGGUUGGGAAUUCCCUGGUUGGGACUUGACUCACUUUGCCAAAUUUGGGAUUUUUAUGGGUAUUCUUUAAAUACCCUAAAAUAUCCAAAAAUGGGAAUCCGUUAUUUUUUCCUGUGAUAUCCACAACCACGGGUUAGUCAGUUACACUUUCUAGUACAAAUUGCACUCUUUAUUCUCAAAUUCCUUUUUAAUACGGUACUUGAAUAGAUAAUAUUUAUUUUCAUGGUAACAAAGAAAUUGGACGAGUUAAUUCUAGCAAAAUAAUAAAAAUGUAUAUAUAACUGAAUUCAAUCAGUUUUUGUCCUCUGUCUACGCACUACCUUUACCACAAUAACGAUAUCGGUAUGUCUUAGCAAUGCAAAUUAGAUCUAGUUGCCCUGCCUAUCUUGCUAUCCCCACCAUCUUGCUUAUUCAAGUUUAAAAACCGAAAGGUCAAAACCCUCUCAAAUAUAAUUGAUUCGAGAGACUUUCACUUACUCAAGUGGCUUUGAUCUACUUGCGUUUGGAGCUUCGUAACUUUGUUGGUUUAUUGUUUUUCAGAGGAUCGCACUGAGUUCAGUCUAGUCCCUUGUGUAUGCUUCCGGAAGUCACGCAACACUAUCGAUUCUAGGAAAAGCCGCUUUCCCAAAAAUGGCGAUUUCGUUUUAAGUUCACCUCGAAUUUACGGAAAAUGUUUUAGUUUGGUCGCCAUGUUUUGAAGAGCUCAUAGUCAUAUCAGAAAUACUAACUUCUGCGUGCUUUAUUUGAAGUCUAACCUCUCGAAAGGAGAAACUUGAAAAGCAAGUUUUUUUUGCACGGUGAGUUUCAUUUCCACAAUUUUCGCACUGUUACCUGUUAUCACACUUGUAUAUGAGUUUAAAAAGUUGUUUUUAAACCUACUAAAUCUGCUAAAUCUGCUAAUCCAGGUGGGAAAUUUGGAAAUGGAUGUAUGUAUGUAUCUUCUUUGCAUUUAUUGCGCCGCCUCGAUCACAUUUGCCAAAAACAUUGAGCCCGCUGCUUGUGCAAUCGAUCUUAAACAUGGUGACUAGAAAAUACAGUAAGUUCACUUAAGCCUUUAUGGUUUAGAUUGUAUGAAAGCUAAGAAUCACGAUUAUAUUGUUCUUUAUAUUGAAUCCCCAAAUUUAUUCGAUAUCCACAGAUAUCCGCCAUUCCAUGGACUGUUUCCGCUGAAGGGCAUACAUGCAUAUUGCACUGAAAACCCAUGUGCACACAUUCAUUAGCUAAUAAGAAGAAUUUGUAAAUUUUCAUUUGUGAAUUGUUAGCAUUUAAAUAUGGCGUCAUACUUUUUGCAAUUGAACUCUCUGAGUUAUGUAAUUUCUGUAACAGGGCACCAUGUGACAAAAUUUGAACUUAAUUUUGCUAAAUACAGCUGUAGCAUAAUUGUUUAAUCAAGUCAUGCUUUUAUUGUGAAAUAACCGGCUUGAACAUGCCUUUCCAUGUUCAUAUUUAUAUUUGGGAGGUGAGAAGGAGGUGAUUCGGGUGGCUGCUGUCAUUUUUCAGGCAUUUGUCAUUUUUAUCACAGAAGUAAGUUAUAAGUCAUCUCUUCCAGUGGCAAUCUUUGCAAACUGUGCCAAUUUAAUUGCUUAUCUUCAAAUUCUUCACAAAUCUUCCACACUGGCCUCUGUGGCCUUUCUUUACAAAAAUCUUCUGCAGUGGCCUUGCUAAUGCUUUCCAUACACUAGUGUUGUUUAUUAUAUUAGUUCAUUAAGAAAUGUUUUAAGUUUUCAAAACUUUCUUCUCCAAUACUUUGACUCGUGUACAGUUUAGUGCCUAAAUAUGACAUCCAGGUAUUUUGAAAAUAUUUAAAAAUGGAUUGUAUAGCCAGGUUUUAUUUAUUUCUUAUAGUAAUAGUCAUUUUAUUGUUGAAGAAAGAAGCACAAUGGAACAUCAUUGCCACAAGAUGUUAAACAGUCUGGUAGAGAUCUGCAUUGUGGUCGGUAUGGACCAAGACACAGGCCUUGUACCUGCUUAUUCACCGGAGGUAAAUUAAUGAUUUUCCUUAUAAAAACCACUACCAGAAACAAACAUGUUGAACACCAAGAUAAAUAUUAUUACACAACUUCAGUUUUUUUUUAAUUGUUUCCAGAAAAUCUGACAUUAAAUUGUCAUGAUCAUAUACAUUGUAAAAGCAUUUUUCCCGAAAGAUAUGUGUGGAGUGAAUGAAAAGAGAUUGAAAAAUGCUGUGGUACCUGGUGGUUGAUAAGUAUUAGGGAAAUGGGUGACCUGUAUUUGACACCAAAAUACACUGCACGUCCUGUGUAUACCUCAAAGUGUCUGGUUAUAUGUAGCUCCUGGUUCUAAAACACUUUGAAAUUCUUUAAUCAAAAAACCUAAAAAUGGCCUUUUACCAACUUUUUCACCUAAUUUUACAUGAAAUAGACAGAUUUGGUUGUUUUAUGCUGAAAAGUGGAUUUUUUUCAAAAAGCUUGGUACUUUGCUUAACCCAUUCACUCCUGGGGAUUUUGCCGAAAAACGCGUUUUGAAGCUAUUUGAGUGGUUUUCUGGUCACUGUCGUGCUAUAAAGAGCUAAAACUUACCACAAACCGGUUUACAGGUCUUACACUCGGCGGCCUUCUGAUCCAGAUGCAAAAUAUCAGCUUUCGAAGUUCGGGCAUGCGCAGAAAGCAAAAUUUCGACAAUUUCGAGUUUUUGGGUUUAAAAGUGACACAGCAGUCUUGACUUUUACUUUUCGCUUUCUCUCCUCCCUUCUUUUUUCGCUUUUCUUGCCUCAUUUUUUUUUCUCUUGCUGGGCAUUUAGUAGGCUUCAUUUUGGUGGGAAGAGUUUUUAGGAAAGCUUUUAGGAUCUUAGGAUUAGGUGAAAGGAAAGGUAGGUGGGUAAUGGAACAAGAUUUUCAUGGAGAUUUUCAGGUCCUUGUCACGUGGUUUUUUGCUUCUUUCUCCGGUGUCCUUGACUGAAUUGUGCUCAUUCUGGUAUGGUUUGAAAGAUCUGUUCACUCUGCGCAAGUUAGCGAAGAAAGUUGUCCUUGACCGUUAAAACUGAUGACGUCACAAAGGGUAGAAAGGACCUGGAUCCGCAUGGGCGGUUACGGGCGGUUCAGGGGCGAAUGGGUUAAUAGGUCUGCAUUUCAUUUGCUUUACUCAAUUACGUGUUUCAUGUGAUGAUCACAUGGGAGAAAAAAAAUUCACAAACGUCAUUAAAAUUAUUUGGCACCUUAUGGAAAAAACGGUAAAAACCUUCUGAAAAUCAUGUGACAAUGACCAUUUAUCACAAGGCUACUUUUCAUUGAAUCAUUUCUGUUGCCAGAUUGUUAUUAGUGACCCUCAUACAUGUAAAUAAGUUAAAUGUUCAGAGGAAAGUGGUUUAUGCAGUGGGUAGUGCUACAUAGGUUUCAAAAUAUCAGGUUUAGAAUUUAAGCCUCAAGUUUUAAUUCUUAACUUGACAAGUCAUAUCAUGUGUAUUAGUAAUACUGUCGAACUGUAUCACUUUAUGAGCACCCCUGGAGACUAUUUACGAGCAAUUUGUAUGACCCCUUCAUGAGUGUCAGUAUUAAUAGGGUUUGACUGUAUUAGAUUUGAAUUUAAAAUUUAUUCUCCUGAUGGAUGAAUGUAUGGGUGUAUCGUGGAUGAAGGGUUGGUAGGGGUUGGCAAAAAACAGUUUGUGAGGAAUGGGCUGGUCGGUUGUCCCCAGAAGACAAUAAAUAUAGUUAGUGUUAUAUUUAACAAUAUUAAUGAAUGAGGUUGAGUAUCUUAAUAUGAAGAAUUAUGGAGAUCAAGGAGGGUGUUAUCAGCCGAUAACCCCCUUCGAGAUCUCCAUAAUUCUUCAUAUGAUACGAGAGCGGAAUUCAAUAAUUGUUUUAUUAUUCAUUCAAAAAUUUAAUAAUUUCGUGGUUUAACAACAUAGCUAAAACAUGCUUACCUCCAUGGACGUCAAGUUCAUCUUUGAUAGUGCACGUUUAGGGUUAUUCAGCUCUGCAAAAUAAUUUUCUCCAAAUAGUAGAUGUCACCCUUCAAAUCAUCUUCUUGCUGUUCUUGCCAUGUUUUUAGCUAUUAUUUCACCUAGUUCUUACUCUUGAAACGAGUGAAAUGUCUGUCAUUUUUGUUUUCACGACCAAAACAACUCAACCUCUUCCCCAGGUCUUCUCGGUCAACAGUUCAUUAACCUGCAAGGAAGCGGCACUUUUGACGUCAAGGGUUCAUUAAUCGCAAAAUUCUUCCAAAUUUGGUCAUCAGUAGCUGGUUAUGGUGAAUUCUGGGUGUGCUUUUAGCCAAUCAGAAUUGGGGAAAUAUUUUGAAUGAAUAAUACUGGUAAUACUAAUUAACACUCCAAGACUGGUCCCAAGGGUAACAGGUAUUUUUUGUGUCCCAAGAAUCUCAAAGUUUCUCAAGUUACUUCUUAUUAUACCAUCCACAAAUAAAUAAUAAUAUUGCCAAAUAAAUUUCAAAGGGCAGUCUACAUUGACAGUUAGCAGCUAGUGCACUGUUUCUCUCUCUUGUAAUAUUAGUAUGCAUUGUUGCCCACUCAAAAACUGGUUGGAAAGAGUUUUUUUGUCAGAAGUAAUAAGACCCCAGAGUAAUGUAUCGAGGAGGGUAGCACUGCAAUUUCAUUCCCAGCAUUCUCUCCUACUUGUCCCCCAGAGUGAGCACAAGAAAGAGAGGACCCUGGGAAAGAGUUUGUACACUGCUGAGGAAAAAUUCCAGCUAUUAAAAAUUACACCUGCCUUUUGAUGUCAUUUAAUUUUAUAUUAUUUCACUUUAAUAUUGUCCUUGCAUUUAAGUAGAAUAGUAUCUAUUUAAUGUAAAAUAUAUAUACUUAUAUAACGUGCAUAAUUUCUUUGUAUUUGUCUAGUUUGUAGUAAAUUAUGUAGCCUGGCCUGCCUCGAAUAGCCUUGCUAACUGCAAGCCAGUCCCAAUGUAUCUUUUGUUAUAUUUCCAAAUUUAAGUUAAGUUGAAAGUUGAAUUAUUUUAUUUUAUUUUUCCUCAACAUCUACUACAUACAUUUUCUUGUUACAACAGAAAAGACAAGUGUCCAAAGGAAACGACCCUGACUCCCGCGUGUAUUCGACCAUGUUUGAGACAAAUGUGUUGGCAGCCAUGUCAGUAGAGACAGCAUCAUUUCCUCAUGCACCAUAUGACCAAAUCAAUGGUGAGUACGUAGUGCAUAAGUGGACAACUUGUCAACUAAGAAAUUAGAAUUGAACAACUUUUCUUUAUUACUAAACUUUGUCUCAAACUCCUCAUUUUCACAUCUCCCGUAAUAAGCCCCCCUCCCAAAAAAACAAACAAACAAACAAACAAACAAAAAAGGAUGCAGAAGCACUGUUUUGGAUUUCUCUUGGGGCAACUAUAAUACCCAGGGGAAUGUAAAAACAAAGGUUUUUCUAAAUUUUUGGUGAAACAAGGUGGGUUUUCAUGGGAGAUAGGCAAAUUGUGAAUGGUUGCUUCCUUAAAAAGAAAAAGAAAGAAAAGAACAAUGAGAGGACAUAUGCAUGUUUGCAAAUAAAUUAUUCAGAAGCCACAUUUUGAAAGUACUGAACUUGGGUUGAAACAGAGGUUGUUAAACGUUGUAUACUUGAUUAACUGAAAACUCAAUUAGAGGAAAUUGAUCACUAUCGCGAAGGUUGGGUGUAAAUACAAUCCUGUAGUUGCAUAAACUCUUGCACAGACCAUAAGAAAACUAGAAACUGGAUUUCCAAGCACUGAAAUUUCAAAAUUAAUUUUUUCAGGGAGCAUGUCCCUACCCCCUCCCCUCUGCUUCUUUCUCCCAGAUGAUCCCACUCUCUCUAGGGUUUUUAUUUGGACACCCUUAACAAAUAUAUCUUAGAACCAUCCCAAACAUUUUUGUCAUUUGAGAUGCCAGAUUAGUCUGAUAUCCAAGCACCUCAAAGAACCUCUUUUUCCCUCUGACUUUUUAGUUCCUCGCCCUUGAUAAAGCGUGAAACGCUCCUUCAGAUGUUUGAUAUAUGUUGUAGUUAAUUUUUUAUCUCAGGUAAUUUUUCUUUUUCUUUUGUUUUUGGGCACGGUAAUGUAUGCUAGUGAAACUGAAACAAAAGAAAAAUGAAAAAUUACCUGAGAUAAAAAAAAAUUACACGUAACUACAACAUAUGCAUGCAUUGUUACCUCAAACCUAUUUAUUUUUUCUGUUGUGCUUUGCUGUUGGCAGGAGAGCCAUAUUAUCCUAAAUUGGGGAUCGUGGGCAGUCCAACUAAACCAGCCAACCCAACAAAGCGUCGCCGUGGGUCAAUAUUGUCGGGCUGCAGAGUCAAGACAGCAGAGUUACCGUUAGGUCAAGAUGUCAUUAACAGUUUGCCAGCUCUUUGUUUUCCAGGUAAACAUUUAUUGCGUUGGGCUAACGUCGAACACAACCCCUAAUCUUUGGAUAUUGUGGUACAGUUGUACUUGGUUCUCCUGUGGUACUCAAGGGUGACCUUCUCAGCAAGUUUUUUUCAUCAUACGUCUAAAUUUUUGGCGCCAUUUCGAAUUACGUCUUUAUGUGCAUGCGCGUCAGCCUGGUUCGAUCAAGGUAAUCCAGAUCAGAGAUGAUGCAACUGGGUUUAGAUAGGACAGGGUUAUUUUGAGUAUCAUCACUGCUAGUCAGUAGUUCUAAUCGCUUUUAUAAAAAGGGAAAAAUUAAUGCACACGGUGUGAUUGGUUAGUACAAAGCGUUUGUUUUAACUAUUCACGCUACUUGACGUCACAUUAAUGCUUAAAGACCAAAAAAAAAGCACGCAGCUUACAUCCCCCCUAUGGAGUUGACGGGACAUUCUCAAUGUCACUCUAGAGAGUGUAAGGUUCACUUAUACCCCAAACGGCAAACAUCAGACUCAAGUUGAGAAUUUCUCAAAACAGAAAAUUAGCAGAUAAAAACAGCUCCAAACAAUUCUUGGGGAUAUCAAAUUGCAUGAAACUACUAGUUUAUAUGUAGAAAUAAUGAACAGUGAACGACAAGUAAAGGGGAAACUUGGUCACGUGGUAGAAAUUCGCGUUUGCCGGUUGACGUAAACGUGAUGCUUAACCUCUCUACUAAUCCUUUUUCCAAAAGCACUGUAAGUGAUCUCAAGAAUUGAAACUUCGACAACGACGACAUUAAGGUAUUCCUGGAGGCUAAAGUGACUGUUUCGGAUUGCCAUAACUUUUUAGCAGUGUAAAGGCAAUGCCACGAACGUCAAGAGGCAAACAAACAAACUGAAUAAGACCAUGUCUACACUAUAAUUAUGUACCGGGGAGCUUUUCGUGCCGACAUGAAACGCUACCUAGCACCGUAUGAACAGGAACAGCAGAGGACUGGAACAAGCCGUUCACAAAACGCGUCGAAAAUCGUACCGGAUCAAUUUGCCGAAACGGUCUGUUGCAUUACCUCACCUCUGAAUAGUUACUUCUCUCUUAGUGGGUUUAAGUCCUUGCUCCUACUCAUCUAUUUCUGUUACGGUCUGAAUUCUUGUCACACUGCGACGAAGAGUAGCAGAAACCUAUCCAAUAAUUAUGUGACGAUCCACUUUCAAGAUUGCGGCGCACUGAGCUCCGUUAAAGUGGAUUUCCACUGUCACGUAAUUUUUCCGUGCGGCGUACGCACGUAAAUUUUACGUGCGUAAAUAAAAUAGAGACUAUGUAGGAAAAUUAGUCUGUGUUCACUCUGUACCGGAGAGCUCUUGCCCCAACAAGAAAACCAUAACGGAAAAGCGUCUUUUCACUCAUAAGAACAGUGAUUUCGGCGCGAUUUCUGUAUAGGUGGAUUCCAAUGCCACUAAUGCCCCGUAGUUUUUACGCGUGCGUGCACGUAAAUUGUACGCGCAUAAAUAUUGUAGAGACAAUGCUUGGAAGGCCACACGUAAACGUAAAAGUUGAACCCGCUCAACUUAAUCGUUUACACGGUUCAUCUUUUACGUUUACGGGCGACUUUCCAUGCACUGCCUCUACUUCACUUAUGCGCGUAAAAUUUACGUGCGUGUACGCGUGAAAAUUACGGGGCAGUGGAAAUCCACCUAUACAGAAAUCGCGCCGAAAUCAGUGUUCUUAUGAGUGAUUUUCGUGAGCUCAUCACGUGCCUUCCACGUCUGGGUACAUUCUUUGGCGAAAACUGCACAACAACUGCACAACUAUGACAUGCCGUUUCAUCUACUAUGACGUUUAAUGGACAACGUGAAUACAAGACGACAAGUUUUUUACUCUCUUUUUAAACUGAUUGCUUUAGUUCCCUGUAAACGAGUCAAAAGCUCCGCGUCUUCACUACUGUGUGUUGUUGGGUUUUAUCAAUGUCUUUGUUGCGUUUUAACUUUUUCAUGUUCCAUUGCUGUUUGCAGAUGGUGGUUUUGUUUCCAAGAAAAAGAAGCCAGUUGAUUGUCAUUCUCUGGUUCUCACUGAUAUUGAGGGUAUGGUGUACUGUUUAAUUAUAGAGCUCUUCUGCUUCUACGUCUGCAUUUCCAGUACUAGUAAUCAAACGUACAUUAAGCAGAAAAAUACUUCUUUAAGCCCGAAGACGAAUACGACGUUCAUAAAGAAAAAAAUGUUUCUGCAAACCAUGAAGUAAGUACUAAAACAAACUUCACGAGUAACGGGGGUAUAAUCCAUUGAAAACGGACAAAACAACUAUUUCGAAUUUCGGACCGACGAAUACAGGGCGCUGCUGAAGUUUUGUUGUUAUUUAAUUUAACAACCUUUGAGCGUUUCCCCUUUUUCAGAGGGCGAAUCGUUUCUCUCCCGUGCAGGGCUACAGUAGCAGUAGGUAGCCUCUUUUGAUCCUCUUUCGGGUUCCAGUUCGCUUUUUUAUCAGAUCAGUUGAUAAAACCAAAUGUUCAGCGGGAUUAAUUUAAGCGAGAUAACUGAAAAAGAUUAUAUAGGUUUUUUUAUGUCAAUGUAUUUCCAGUUGAAACAAUUUUUUUUCACAUUUAGGUACCCGCUCUUAUUGUAUGUGUAUGACAUUCCACAGAGGAUUUAUUAUUAAAGAGGUAGGCUUACCAAGAGGGGUUGAGUGGGGGUGGGGGUAGGGGCUAGGCUUACUGACAUUUUGAAUUCCAUUUGUUAAGUAAUUAAUGGUAAUUAGUGGACAUGGAAGAAAAAAAAGUUUGUGCCUUCGCUCCUUCUUAGACGACGAGUGUUCAAAGUCGCUCUCGAUUUUACAUGAAUUACGGUUACCGCUACUUUCCGUGAAUUCAAAUCCACGUUAUCGCUUUUCUUCAGUUUAUUUAGAUCUUUGCUACCACAUUUUUUUGCUCAGGUUAUAUUAUUUCUGGGAAACGUUUACCCGUACCGUAUUAGAACAGUCCGAACUCCCUGAUCACCGGGAUUUGAAUGUACAGAAAAUACACGUUGGAUGUGCCGGAGGAUCAUGAUAUCUCCAGGGACUAACCGCUAUAUGAUGCUCUUAUUAACAGGCCGGUACCAUCCCUGGAGCUUAUAAAGUACUUUAUCUGGAUGAGAAAACAGACCAAAGGGGUGAGUUUCGGUGCCUGAGUACCUAAUGACAUGAGGAAAACAUUGCCCCGUCUUUCUAUUGGAUUUUAGGCAGUACAUAACAAUUAUCCACCACUAGCCACCGAAAGUGAGGUGAAUAAUUGUUUUAGUAUAUACUAAAACAGUGAGAUAAUUGAGCACAAAAAUGAUGAUUUUUAACUCAUUUACUGUUGCCAACGAUUACAAUUUUGGCGCGCAAUGACCGAACGGCUGUCGCGUUUUCUUGCCGACAAAUAAAACUUUUGAAGGCGUUUGUUGAGCUCCUUCGGAGAAAUGUCUUCAAAAGGAGUUGUGAAUUCUCUUUGUAUUUAAAACCAUUCUGUAAAAAGCUAUUAAAUUUAGUUUUAAGCUUAUUAGUGAACAUGUCAGCUUAAUGAAGUAACGCAAGACUUAAGUUUGAGCUUCAUUUGCAUUUGUAAACAAAAACCUCUUUCAACAGUUUCAUGGAUAAAUUCAAGUCAAACAGACAAAGCUGCACCUGUUAAAACUUGCAAACCGAAUUUCGUCAGCUUCUUCGUGUAUUUCGGGAAAUAGCACUGGAUAUCCGGAGGUUAAGAAGCCAAUCAGAGCGCGCGAAAAACACUAUCUACUGUUAAAGCCAACUAUCCCUUUACCGCCACAUUUAUAAGACAGACAUCUCCCUAAAAUGGAUGGACAUUUUAAGUUGUUCCCUGCCGUUUAGUUAUUUUGGUUUGACCCUUUAUUUGUUGAACACCUCUCUGGAAUUCAGACUCUUAACGCAGUUCUUAGUGGUUUCCUCCUUAGAGAGUCAAAUGUACUGUAUAUAUUAAACGCGGAAAAGACUGUUUUAUUAGUAUCCCCAUAAUAGCUGGGUAAUAUUGAUGAAUCGCUUUUUUACCGAGUGACCUCCUUGAGAAGGUUUUAUUUCCAGUACCGCCAGCAAGUCCCAAAUUUUUGGCGAUUAGCAUCACAUGUCCAAACCUCGAUCUCAGCAAUUACUAAUAGAUUUGAAUUUGAUAUUUAACCGUUUUCGGCAGCCUUGCAAGAUUCUUCUCAUUCCAUUUGUUAUGUACCGACAUGCUGCUGUUUAAUUUCCAAGUGGCCUUAUUUCAACCUCAUGAAGGACUGCUUGUCAUGGUGAGUCACUUACAGCUUUUGUAUUAGACUGAAAAUGUUAUAGUUAUUCAACACGAUGAAGUUCAGGAAGUUCAAUGAUAAUAAAGUAAUAUGCAGGGACAGCACAGCAUAUUUUGAAUUGGUGGAACUACGCGCGAGCCAAACGGGCGUCUUAAGCGCGAGCUUAUCAAGAGGGGACCGAGAGCAUGCUCCCCCACAAACGUUUGAAUAGUAGAGGUUCUGCAAUCGCCAGGAACGCGCAUAUUACUAUCCAUUAGAGAGACUGAGAUUCACGUUUACGCCAUACGGCAAACGUCAAUUUGUACCAGGUCACCCUUAAUUGUCGUUUGCUUUUAUUGCUUCUACUCAAAAAUAAGUGGUUUCACCCCAGUUUUAUCCAUAAGAAUUGUUGUGGACAGUUUUUAUCAGCAUAUUUUUUAUUCUGAGAAAUUCUCAACUUAAAUUUGACGUGUGCUGUUUGCCAUAUAAACGUGAUGCUUAUUCUCUCUAAUGCUGAGAAAAUUUUAUCGAAUCAUUAUCACAAAGACGUACAUUUAAAACGUAAUUGUAAUGUGAUAUGACGUUCAUUCGAAGAGACAAAAGCUUAAUAUUAAGGCCAUUCCUUAAAUGUACAUUUUUGUAAAAAAAAAAAAAAAAAAGGGGGGGGGUGGGCUAUAGCCCACUCAGCCCCAUAGCUCCGCGGUCCCUGAUAUUAUUUGUCGUUUGGACUGCUGACUGCCGCUCAUCUUGCUUUAAAUCUUUUUUUUUUUUCGUACCAUACUCCUUGCUCUAAUCGUAGUGGUUGGUUUAACUCUUUCUCAAUCCGCGACAUUCAUAGAAAAUGUGUCACGCAUGACCGAUAGCUCUCCACGGAAUUCCGCAACGUUCUUCUACCUGCAAUUCCUUCAAUGUAUCCAGGGCUCGAAGUUAUCUUUUUAGUGUACUUGCAAAGUUUUGCUAGUAAGAUUUUUUUCCACUAGCAAACUGGUGAGACCACAAGCAAUUUAUUUCCCUUUGUUUGGGAGACAUGGAUAAUUCUAACUCGCAAUCGUUUGCUAGUGGAUAUUUUUCUUACUCGCAGAUUAUCAAAAUCACUCGCAUUUUGCGAGUUUGCGAGCGUUAAUUUCGAGCCCUGGUAUCUUUCCAAUUUUAUAAGAGUGACAAACAACUAUAUGUUGCAGGAAAAAAUUGUCAAGGUUUCCAAUUUAUGCGAGCAAGUUUUCCUUGUAGUUAAAGGAUAACUCGGUCGUUUUAAUCAGUGUCUGUCCAUUCUUAUUACAGCGUUCUACCCAAGUUGCUGACAACUGAUGCACGUGGAUUUAGAAUGGCUUUAAUGGAGUUUGUGUCACAGUUGUCUAUGGUACCAGUCCCCCCAGCCGGUUCUCUAGGAAUAGUACGUUGUUUACUUUGUACGGCGGUGAUUGAUACUCCUAUUAAAUUGUCCAGGAAACUGGAAACGAAAUGCGUCCCACAGUUGUUUCUGGAACCGUUACUGGGGACGCGCCGGACAGCUAUUAGGGAGUUAAAGCAACGACGACGGCGACGGCAACGAAAACUGCAGAAAAGCAAUAUGUUUGGAUUCGCAAAACAACUACUUUGCACGUGCAUCACGCUUUCUUGUACAUUUCUUUGCCGUCGCUGCACGACUACGACGUAAAACGUCCUAAUUUGACGUUUUGUGUACAACGUGAGCUCAAGGUAGCGACUUUCAUUAUCUUUUGUCAACUUAGAAACAGACCUUUAGAAUUUACCUUCAGAAAAAUUCGUCAACUUUUGACAAAUUGAACGAGACAACCUCGUUCCCAGGGUUCUCUCCUUCCUAGGAACGAGCCGGGUUGGGAACGAGAUGGAAGAGGAAGGAUGAUGAUUGAAACAACGCGAAUCAAUGCACAUUUUAAGUAAAGUUUUCGACGUCAUCGCUAUCAUGAUUGCUUAAGCUCCCUAUUGACCAUUUUUUUGCCCGCUGUCCCAAGUAACAGUUGCAGGAGUCUUUGCGAAAGGUAAUUUGGUUCAGUUUAAGUCCUUGUCAUUUAUAAGGUAGCGAAUUGGUUUUGUUGUUUCUUACGGCCAUUAAUCAUUCAUACAGUGGACGAGGUCCUAUAUCUACUCAGCCGUUUUAUUCAUUUGACUGUUAUUUCAUUUUAUCUUGUUCAUCCAUUUCAUUAUUUCAUUAUUUCUUAUUCUUUCAUUUUAUUUCUCUCACUUUCUCUCUUUCCCAUUUAUAUGAAUAAAUUUUUAAUAAAUAAUUAAUUCAUUAACGAUUUUUUUUUCAAAUAAUAAUGUUCAAUUGAUAUUUUUUGCCGGCAGGAGUUUGGUUUGUACGGUGUUAGUCACGUUGUGAGACCUGCCGAAGAUCCUGGUUAGUGAGUUAAUAUCGGUAUUGUUUAUUAUUAUUAUUAUUAUUACAUUUUGCCCGUGGUUUACGAAGUAAUUUUUUUUUCCUGUCAUUUAAUUUCAUUUACAGAGACCAGAGUCAUAAAUUUGGACCUUCGUUAUCCGUUUCUUUCCUUUUCAUUGGAUGAAGUACUUCUGCUAAUAGGAUGUAUUUUAACUCAGCAACGGAUUGUGUUUCUGUCAUCCUCGUAUUCUCUACUCACGCCAGUCAUUGAGGUCUGCACACUCAGUAACCUGUGAAAACCGCCGACAUUGUGCGACGCAACCGCUGGUUCCCCGCGAAGUGACGUCUGAAAAACCACGUGUCACUACCCAGAUCUGGGUAGGGCUUCCGACUGGUUGAAGCAAAUUUCCUGGGGAAAUCAUUGAUGGCGUCGCAAAACGUCGGCUGUUUUCUCUGGCUGUACACUGAGAGACAGUACAACUGAACUGUGUUUGUAUUGUAUGGUCCUGUAGCGUUCAAGAAUCUAGUUGGUUUCACUACUUUACAGACCUUUUACACUAUGGCUUCAUUUGAAAUAGCUAACAAAGGCCUCCAGCAUUUGUUCGGUUAGUUCUCGCGCAAAGUAUAGCCUGCCAGCAACCUCUCCAUUUAGGCUUGUUAUCGCCAAAAUCGGUUAGAGAAGUUUGAAUUUCUCGAUAGCUUUGUUUUUUUUAUUAUUGUCCUUUGUCACGAAUCGAAGGUAAACACAAAGCAGUCUUGACUUGCCCUCAUAAAUUUUCCCUACCCUCCGAUCAAACUUGCUCGCUUGUAUGGCUUUAAGCGUUUACGAAGUCGUUCGCGUUGGGGUAUAUGAAACAAAUUAACUUCGCGACCGACAAGCGACGCGAACGAGUUCGUAAACGCUAAAAACCAUGCAAGAGAAAAAACCUCUGCUCGCCGGGGUAAGAGCUUGGUGCCAUCUAGUUGUAUUUGUGUGACUGGUUUAUUUGAUGAUGGGCGGGAAAAGUAAGAACUGUAGUUGAGUUUAGGUUUACGUCGUAUCAAUUUUGUACAAGGGUCUGUAAAUUUAAACCUUUCACUGAGUUGUGCAUGUUUCUUUAUCCACAGAGCUUUUUCACUUUUAUUCGACCUUUCUCGUGGAGCUGGACGUAUGUACCAAUUUUACCCAGGUACGUUGUGCCGCUCUGCUAGUUCUUUGAUGUGUGGUAUUAGGGACUCCGUUCAUUUAUCGCGGUAUAAUUCAUUGGUCCUUAAGAGGGCCCUAGUGAAAAGCCUUAUAAAUAAAUAAAAUAUUUAUGUAGCGCCAGUAUCCUUCAAGUUCAAAAGCGCUUAACGAGAACAUCAAAAAAAUAAUAAUAAAAUUAAAAAAAAACUUAAAAAUUAAGAAAAAGCUUCAAAUCUUACGACUAAAAUAAAAAUGGCUAAAAUGUUAGAAAAAUGCUUUUUUAAAAAGGAAAGUUUUAAGUCUGUUUUUAAAAACGGAUACGGAGGAGCUAUUCUUAAUGUCAGACGGCAGAGUAUUCCAGAGGUGUGGCUGCCACGGAGAAAGAUCUUGCACCGUAUGUUCUCAAAUUAACAUACGGAAUAGAAAGUAGAUGUUUAGAUGAUGAACGUAGCUGACGAGAUGGCAUGUAAGGUAUAAGUAGAUCGCAAAUGUACGAUGAUGCCAGAUUGUAAAGAGCCUUGUUCGUGAUGAGUAGAAUUUUAAACUUGCUUGAUGCGAUAAUUUAUCGGAAGCCAGUGAAGGUUUAACAAAAUGUGUUCAUGUUUUCUUGAAAGAGUGAUGAGGCGAGCAGCGCCAUUCUGGACGUGUUGAAUAACUUUUUAAUUUGGUCAGUCCGGUAGGCCAUAGAUUAAAGAAUUGCAAUGAUCCAAUUUUGAAAAUACAAAUGCAUAAACAAGUAUUUCAGUAGUGUUUGAUGACAGGUACUUUCUUAUAUAGCUGAUGUUACGGAGAUGAUAAAAAGGUGUUUUACAAAUACUUGCGAUAUUGGUGAAGCGGGCUUCCUGCGAAAAUAUUGUUUUAUAGUUUUGCUAUUUUCUUGUUUUACCUUUUCAGUGUCUUGCUUGAUUUAGUGGAGGCUCCUGGAGCGUUCAUUAUGGGCUGCCAUGCCCAGCACAAAAAGCAAGUUCAAAGAGUUGCAGCGGCGAUGGACGAGGUAAUACACCCUACAAUGUUUUUUUGUUCGAGUACCAUCGAGCAAGCGGAUAUCGAAACUCACCAUUUCCUUUACGUUGUUAAGUUUAAAUGGUGUUCGUGAACAGCGUUGUGAAGGAAGUAUUUUCAAAACAACACUGAAGGUAUUGCCAGUGGUUGGAGCUAUUUGCAUAGCAAAAAUUGAUGACUGUGUCUUCAAGAACUGGAAGUCAGCAUUUUGAUUUUGAAUUCCCAGUCGAAUUCGGAAACAGAUUCCCAGACGAAUGAAUGUCAGAUGGAAAAAUCAUUGUUUAGUUUCUAAAUUCACCUUUCCCUAUCGAAAGCACCCAAGAAUUUUAAAGAAACAAUUGUGAUUGCUCUAUGUGAGGAUAACGACUUGUCAAGAGGUGGCUGUUCUGCUAGGUGCUGCUGAGUGAUCACCAAUUUUGGGCUUUUUUUCUUUCAGUUGUCCGGUAUAGUGAUAGCUGAUAUUGACGAGGGAACAGUAACACCGCAUCCAAAUGCGGAAAUUCCUCGACUGCCAUCUAUUGCUGUCUCCUUGUAUAAAUUCAGGUAUUUCGACUUCGCUUUUAUAGCACCCCAUACUACCCAUACUGCACUUCAACUGAAACCGCCCCAGUCCCCACUGCUCCCGUUCCGCAGAAAUAUUUCAUUUCCGGCUGAUUCGUAUCCACUCAUUUAACGCCGGAAAUUCCAUAUCAUUGUGAAUCAUCUAUUAAAAUUAUCCUCAAACGAAAAACAGGGGGGAAAGUUACCCCAAACCUAAUCGUUGAUUAACAACCUGCGAUUUGUUCUCGAAUAUUUUCCGGAAUAAGAGAAGCAGAUGGCUUACCUUCGCUUGGUAGUUCGAAGCGUACUCGUCGGGAACACUGUCAACACUCGCGUGUGCUCUCGCAACUCGCUUCGCUCGCCUCUCUAAAUGGAGAGCGUGGUAUCGCCACUCGCCUCGCUCGCCUCUCUAAAUGGAGAGCGUUCUAGCAGGCUGCUUAUCACUUAGAAAAUAAAUAACCAAAAGAUCUUAUACAAUUUGUAGGAUGAAAAAUGCAGAAAUCCACUUUGACAGACUGCUGCUUCAAAGGUUUGUUUUCUGUACUUUUGAAUUUGAUAACUUGAUGGACUUUUACUUCUUUUUGCCUGGGCGUGUUUUAUACUCAUUGAAACCUGUUUUUACAUUUUUUAGACAGACAUUCUUCUCUAUGGAGGAACUAAAACGCGAACAAGAAAAAUUCGUGAGAAAAUUUCAGCAGCUUGUUUUAGCGGGUGAGUGUAUCUGGAAUUUGUUGCCGUUGUUUUUGUAUUUGAACCCUCAUAGACUGACCUUUCCCGCAUUCCUGUAAACAAAGGCAUCAAGUCGAGGUUCGGGUGGACAAAAGACAGUGAUUUGUAUGAAAUUGUCCACCAGAGCAUAGUUAAUUGAGUGGAAUGGUUAUGAAACCCGUCAGACUCCUUUGUUAUAUGUUUUUGUGGACCUGAAAGUGCGCAACGUUCAAAAGAAUUCCUAUCAUUUUGAUUGUAUUGACCAAUAAAAACGUUGCAUUAAUUUAUUCCGUAACAAUUUGCCAACAGAAAACAAAGGAUUGUGCACUUUCACGGUGCUUUGAACAUAAACUGCAGCACUGUUGUUUUUAUCAUUGAUGUUUGCCGCUUUUCAUAACCAGUCUCCUCUAAUAACUAUGACCAGAGCCUUGACCUCAUUUUUUUAUGUUUGCUCACUGGAGCGGAAUUUGGGAAAGGUCUAUUUCUACCUCCGCUUAAAGACAGUUUCAUACAUUUAGUUGCACUUUGCAUACCAGGUUACUUUUACACCAGUGAUAAACUCAAACGUCUAAGGGCCUGUUUACAUGGAGUGGGGGACCCCGGUCUAGUGGGGUUGGUUUCUUUUGUUUUCACGCUCUAGGGGACACAAAACAAAAGAAACCUACCCCACUAGACCGGGGUCCCCCACUCCAUGUAAACAGGGUCUAAGUGACCAAUUGAAUGAUCUGAAAAUUUCUUACGUUAUAAAUGUUUGUUUUACUUGUUAGUCUGUCCCAUCAACCGAUAAUCGUUUCCUUUCGCUAAGUUGCCUGAAAAUAAGGCAAUAACUCAUUCGUAUUCUUAUACGGUAUAAAGCUAAGUCGUGCAGUUUUUGGUUUGCUUAUCUUGGUUUGUUUUUAUUCUUUACUCUAGCCACGUUGGAGAUGAUGUUGGGAAUGUUUGGGUGAGUCAGUAGAGCUCGGGCAAAAUCAACGCUCUCAUAUUAUGAACUGUUUAUAGAUUACAGGUUACCGUGUUUUUUGUGGUAUGUGCGUGAACAUCAUUGUUAUUGAUUUACUUAGGGUGAAAUUAAAUAUCUACUCUUGUUCUUUGUUGGUCCGGAUUUAUUUCGCGUAAGAUUCUACUAAUUAUUGUAUUCUCUGUUUUAGUGACAUAAAAAACUACAUUGUCCGGCAGGAAGACGUAAGAUGAGCAAAUUUUUUUCAUUGCCUUUUUCAUCUUAAUUAAUAGACUGUUAACUUAAACGACCGACUGACUACGCAUUAAUGGGAAAAUAGCUUUUUUAUAUCAAUUACAUUGUUUUAGAGUCAUUUCUGCUGCUGGGAAAAAUUUUAUCAAAACACAUACCAAAAUACCAUAAAUACACGCGUGUUUGAAUCAGUCAUUCAGUGACCUACUAACUUGUGUUACUCUGACAAUACCUGCCUUUUAGCUUGCACGUCUUGCGAGCUUAUGGAAUUAUUUAUCUUCUUGUUUUAAAAUUCACGAAUUAUUUCUUCCUGUCAUGGGGGACUUAGUAGAGAGGGAGGCUUACUUGAAAAGGGGCGGGUUCUUACAGCUUAUAAUUAUUUCAUCUUCAGCUUUUCUUCGACAUGGAUUCCUUCAUUCAGUCAAAGCCUACAGAAGAUCACGACUUUUAUCGUGUGGUAAAUCUGAAAAAAUAUUACUUCCUGUCGUCACUAACCUGAGCACGCCAGGCCUCUUUUGUUUUUGUUUUUGUUUUUUUUUUUCGCGGUAAGGGCGGAGCAAUUGGUUGGAAUGAUCAGCGUCUAUUUUGUUGUGCUCGGUUUUUUCUUUUUUUUUUUCACUACAGUCGAAACCUUCUGUAAGCAACCUCCUAAAUGCCAGGAUUCGGUGGUUGCUUACGGUUGGUCAUUUGUGAAAAGUUCACUCUGCGUGAGAUGUGAGCAGGAAAAAAAAGAAGCAGCGAGGCGAGGGGUAGGGAAUAGGAAAAUAGCCUGAGAAAGCAGUCGGAAGCACUACCCAGAUCUGGGUAGGGACGCGUCGUCAGUAUGGAAUUUCUGCGCUCAUUUCACAGACGUCAUUUCGAGGGAAAACUAGUGAUGGCUGUUUUCUCAGGCUAGUAGCAAAACCGAUUUUGGAUAGCUGAUCGCAUUUGAGAAUGAGUCACUCAUAAAGAUUUCAUUGAAAUUAGACGAGGAUUACGACGUAGAUCAAUCAGUUCAUCACUCACGACUGACUUGUAUUGAUCUCUUUCAGGUAUGCAAAAGUCAUGCAUUCAGCACCUUCCUUUAUGAACUUAUGCAUGAUCCAGAAAAGACAGAUUACUUCACGCUAAAGGCACAGAAAACAAGAGUAGCGCCAAAGUAAGGCAUCGCCUGGGUUUGUCUUAUUUCUUUGCAUGUUCAGCUUCUAAAGGAAAGAGUGAGCGGUGAUGUGUUUACCCUGCCUCGCUACCCGACGUCUCUCUCGUGAUGUAAAUUUGCGCGUAAAGGAAGGCGGGAGGGAGAAAACGGGUGACUCCGAGACUUCGCUUCGCAGCCUCGCUUCCUCUCCUUCCCGUGGUCCCUUGCGCUUUGUCACCAGUCACUCGCGUUUUGUGCUCGCCUUUGUUUACGACCAGGGCCGGAUUGUUCAAGCAGGGUUAAGAUAAACCGUGGUUAAAAGUGCGAAAUUUGAAUUCGCAAAUGAAAGGUUAAAAAGAAAAUUCAGUUUAAUUCUUUUUGUCUAACGACUGAAUACUCUAAAAGUGAAUAGAGAAAAUUAUCCGAGAAAAUGCUUUGAAACUCAGGAAACAGAAACUUGGGUAACGCUACUCGGCCUUCAAACAACUGGACCCAGAGUGCGAAAAAACUAAGCGCCUGGCCCCAGUUGUUCAAAGGUGGAUAGCGCUACCCACUUUUUCCCUGGUAACCAGUCAUUAAAGUGUUUAUUAUACUUUCACACCAAGAACUUAGUUCGUUACUGAAGUAGGAUAAAACCUCAUCACAUUUUCAGACGUCUCUUUAUUGUCAUUUUGUGUUCUAGAGCAGUACCAUUGCGAAAAAGAAGUUCCUCCUCCGUUGCACGCAUUUCUGAUGAAUUCUUCGUGAAUCCCCAAGAAGAAUUAAACAUAUUUGUUCUUCCACCCUUUACAUUCGAGGGCGUUUACAAAGGUAACUGUAAUCGAAUGAUCAAAUACGUUCGGUUAAAUUGGUGAAAGAAUCCCUUUGAAAGCAUAAGCGAUUUUCCUUUUUGCUAGUAAACAGUACCCCAUAGUUUAUUCAAAAAUUCAUUAAUGAGGAAUGAGCUUCUAAUUUAGUCUGAAGGGUUAUUAGAGUGCAUCGCCAGUUGUACACAAAGUUUAAAACGUACAGGGAACUGAGUUCUCUCUUUUUGUUGUCUCCAUUUCAACCUUUCCUUCUUUGUAAAGUUGCCCAAAAAACGUUUUUAAGUUUGAAUGUCCGUUCCGUUUUAUUUCUCUGUCAUCUUCUUUUGUAGGUAGUUUUUAUGGGGACUACCUGAAGUCUUUGAAUGAGAAGAUCUCGGUAAGUAGGUCGCAAUAUCUAGUUAUGUAGCCCAUGUAUUGCGUGAAAUUGUCUUGAUUUUUGCUCCCUUACGCUCUUUGUUACUGGGAAUGGGCAUCUGUCCUUCACUGGCUUGUUGUUUUGUUUCUCUUCCUGUUGCUACUGCUUUUCUCGAUUCAUCUCUUAUGCCAGCAACCGUAGUACCCUUUCCUUUGCAGGGCCUUAUGGAGAAGUCAUCAAGUCUACUUGCCAACUAUUUGUAUCUGCGGGGAAUGUUACGUAUUGCCUGUGAACAGGACGUCAAGGUAUUGCUUAGUGAACCACUCCGUCAUGGCUACCUUGGACGUCUUAGAACGAGGCAGUUUGAUCGUUUUACUGCCAGAGAAAUUCCAAAUUACACAUCACCAGAUUAGUGCCACUAAAUAGUGAGGCCGAAGAGGCUUCGUUUGAUUUGCCAAGCCACAGGAUUUCAUUCACAAACUUAAAAUUCAACUUCUACAGGUUUUCAUGCUAAGACUCAAAAGUUAGAACUACCCACAAACGAAUAGUACCACGUGAAAGUAGUAACGGAACGGGAAGUUACAUUUGAAUGGUCGACCACAGGAAUUCAUCACCAGACUCCACAGCUAGUAAGAACUAUACAUACAUUGAAUGAUACCAUGUGAAAUUACUGCUAAAGAGGUUUCAUUUGAAUGGUAAACCACUGGAUUUCAUCCAACGACUCAACAGUAAGAGUUAUAUACAUACUAAAGUACUGCAAGAGCAGAUUCAUCUGACUGAUUGCACCAUAGGAUUGCAUCUACAACCUCCAAAUUUAGAAAGUACUUACAGACCGAAUAGUACAACGUGAAAAUACUACUGCAGAGGUUUCCACAGACUUGGAAAAGAGCUAGAACUGCAUCAAAACGAAUAAUACCAUGUGAAGGAACGACUGAAUGGUUCCGUGUGAAGAGGUAACUUUAUUGUCUUUAUCCCCAACUAGGCAGUAGAUGAUUUCUAUGGAGUUUCAUCAAAAAAUGUGCAACUUUUUCCUACCAAGUAAGUGAUUAUGGUUUCGUGACUGGUAAGCAAUUUUUUCUGCCUGUCCUGUCUGCUAAAGUCAUUAAAUGAUAAGCAUUAUAAAACUUUAGCAACACAUGGGAAGCGUAUCUCUGGAGAACCCUUUAUUAGAAUAAGUAUUUCUUACUGUUAUGAUUUGCCGCUCGAGUGAAGAAUUCACGCUUUCCUGGCAAAUUCAGUGACAGAUGUUUCUGUUGGCUUACGGCCGCCGUUUUGGGCCGUAUUGGUGCCACUCAGGGGAUAGCUUUGAUCAUACUCACCCUAUAUCUCGAUUAUGUCUUAAAAAAAACAACAGCAACAACCAAACAAACAAACAAAAACGCCUGAUCUCAGAUUACUCGGACAAAGAGUUUCUUUCAUGCGAAAAGUCACACAGACCUGAAUCUUGGCGAGACUGUCUCGCAUAUGUAUGUUCUUUUAUAUCCCAGGGUCUGUACUUUAUUUAUUGAUCAUGAAUGGUUUCGAUUUUUAAUUUUGGUUGCGUACCAAGGAAAGCCACCAGUCUAACUCUUUUGGCAAGUUAGGAGAAAGAACACAUUACCUAGUGUGUAAUUAAUGUUACUAGGACCGUGCAGGAGGUGCUGUGUAAAAUGAAGCCCGAACAACUAGGAGAGCUAAAAACCCGCCCAUUUUGGAGAAAAACAGAGAUGCUUAGAACACAAGCCAAGGUGAGCUUUGAUGCUUUUCUGGAAAGGGAUGGCUAUGUUGAAGUUGACACGCUAGCACUUAGAAGUAAUCAUAUCAAAGCUAACCUCCUUUUGUUAGCAAUUAAUUACGCAAGGCUUUUCAGCAUGGUUUCCCUUCUUUGUACCUUCUUGUUGUUCUUUAGGUCAAUUUAUGUCCCCAUAAAUUGUAGUUAAUGAGACAAUCAUGAGAAUUAUGUGUGUGUUGCGUGACAUGCAGUAAAAUAGGGUGGGAUUUCACAAGCCAAGUUCACUUCCGUUCACGUGCGGCUAUAGUGCAAUCUGCAGGCUUUAACCAAUCAGGGUGGUUUUCAUUUCAGUCAAUCAAGUCCUAGGGCAUCGAACACAAGUCUCGUGUUUAUUCAUUCCUUUGCUCGAGCAGGCAAAGAUUAUCUGCUUUGCUUCAUUCCAGUACAAAUGCAACUGAGACAUGAUGUUUGCCUAUUUUAACUCUUAUCCUUACAGGGAAAAAAGGAAUUCAGACCAGAAAGGUAAGAACGCUUUUCUUUUUAUUGACUGUUUGCAUUUCUCUUUCGCGGUAUCCUGCGUAGCAAGCGUUUGCAAUCGAGUUAGAGACAAAAAAAUACAAGGGAGAAGGGAAGGGGAGAAGAGGUUUCCUUCUCUCCCCUCCCCCUCCCCUUCAUUCCUCUUUUUUGCUCUCGUCACAACUUUCUCGACGAGCUCGCGCGGAAACACUUGCUACGCAGGCUUUUUUCAGAGUUUUGUUAGAUAGAUAGAUAGAAACUUUAUUAUUGUUGUUGUAGAUUUGACUGACACUGUACUCAGUCUGGAUUGCGUGCGGAUGCUGUCAGUAAAAUCUUGCCCAAACAGUCUAUUUUUAAGCUUCAAUUCCGAAAUCUGAGAGAAAACCAAAGAUGCUGUUAGUGUUAUUAAUAAAGUACUGAACAAUUUAAAAUGGCAAGUUAUUUAUUUAUUUUUUUAUAAUUAAUAGGAAAGAGGUUAUUACGUCGGCAGUGCCCCCUACACCUUUAGGUAAGUUUUCGUUAUCAAAAUUAAGGCAUCUCUCUGAAAAUGAAAAGUAUUUCCUUCAUCCGCCCUUUUUCUUCGGUUUACAGUUGGUGAUUUUUGGGUGAACUUCGGUCUCCAAGUGUCAAGCAAGAAGUAGAAUUUAUAAUCUAUGGCGGUUGGUCGGAUAGUAAAUGUUUCUUUCAAUGUCGUCAGUAUCUUUCGUGCAUGUUUCAUUGGUCCUUAUUUGAUUUUGUUGUAUUCGAGCAUGCUUUGACCAGCAGUAGAAUUUAUAAUCUAUAGCGGUUGGUAGGAUAGUAAAUGUUUUUUUUAAUGUCGUCAGUAUCUUUCGUGCAUGUUUCAUUGGUCCUUACUUGAUUUUUUGUAUUCGAGCAUGCUUUGACCAGCACGCUUGAGUUACGUAGGAUGGCGACAAAGACACUCUGGAAACUAGUCAUCUACGAAAUAUCGCAUAAGGAACUUUGCCUUUCACUGGUGGUUUUGGUCCUUUUUUCUGGUUCCAUAAGCUAAUUGGCCCCAAUUCCCCCUAAAUGAAUGCUCUAAUCUUCUGGAAGUUAUCGCAUCCUUUGAUUUUGUCCUGCCAGGUUUUUGAAUUAUUAUUUGGUCUAAUUUUUUAAUCAAAAUGAAUAAGUUUGUGAAUAAUGGAAAACGUUGAAUUACAAUUUAUUAACCCAGUAUCUAUUUUCUGGCUGCUAGAACUGCUAGAUUUUGAGAAGCACGUCAGUAGAUUGCAGAUUGCCUACAGCCAGGAUGCGGGCAAAAGGUUGUUUGAAGUAUUGAAGAACACAAUAACGGAAGGUAAAGUGAAUGUUUGCCUGUUUUUGAUUGACUGAUUCAUCGAUCAAUUAAUUGAUCGAUUAGUUGCUUACUUGAUUGAUUGACUGAUUGAUUGAUUCAAUAAAACAAAUGAAUGACUCGUCAUAUUAGAGAGUUCGCUUAAUCUCCAAUAAUAUUUUGCAUUUCAUUCUACUUGAUGGUGAGUUUAAUAAUUUUGAAUUCAUGUUUCCUUUUUAGUCGUUGAACCUGAUGCGUUUGCGUUAUUCUAUGAAGCUUUGACGGAGGUAAUUAAUUCGUUGAAAAAGUUUAAUCAAACACUUGUUGCUCCACACAUUGCAUUCGGUGAAAUUAAUAUCUUGAUAUCUUUAUAUUAUACACCCUUUUAUAAACCAUUGCUACAGUGCACGUGGAUAGAGAUAUUUUGCAAAUAACUUUUCUAAUGCUUCAGUCUUUUAUUUUGUGAUUUUUUUGGGAAGAUUUUUGUUUUUAAAUUUAAGCCAGAGGAUGAAGGAUUGGCCAAUACUUUCUGACCAAUAAGACAGCUUUCGGACGAAUGGUCUCGCACAACACUUCCUUACACAUAUUGCAUUUGUCUUUGAGCCAUUUAUUGUACCAGAGCAACGUGCAAAGCAUUAGCAGAACACAGCAAACAUGAUUAAUUCUAUCAUGCCGGGCGAGCACAUGUCCUUGCUCAUUCGCUCAGCAACUCUAGGUACGGAACGCGUGUAUACGAUACACGAAAUAAAAGUCAUUUUGUUCCAUUCAUAGGCCAGCGGUAAAGCAAGAAGUGUUACACUGCAUGAUUUAAAUCCCCCUCUAGAAGAAAACGAGGUGAGAGUAGUAUUAUUAUCGCUUUUAUUUUGAUUUCUAUUUGUUUGUUUGCUUUUUUCACUUGCUGCUAAAAAUUCUUAAGGCCCGAUUACUUCAGAAUAGCUCUUUCACGCAAUUCGCUGUAGUAAAGGAAGCCGAUGGCAAGCAUCGGAUUGGGAUUAUUGUUUACUGGAAUGCGGGAACAGUCUAUUCAACUUGUUAGAUGGUUGGUCCUCAGUGGAACCAACAAAUUGCUAGAUUUUAUGCUGCUUAGUGUUUUAAGGAAAGAUUUUUCUUACACAGUACGUCCUGAAGAUCUCGCAGAUGAUAAAGACGAGUCGCGGAGUGGGCUAUCUUGUUCUCACCGUCAAAAGGUAGAUUUCGACAAAGAUACGCAUGUUAAGAGUAUUUUUUAACUUAAAAGAAAAGAGAGAGUCUUGUCAGGAAAUGGAAAUGUCCAGUAGUGAAAUUUAAAAGCCUUUCAUACAUCUGAUAAAGAAAGCAUUUGCUAGCGAGUAGAAUUCUAUGUACGUCUCCCGGUUUAUUCAAGUAUUAAUAGAAGAACAUCACCAAUGAGUGUUUUAUGACGUAAUGUAAUCCAACAAACCAUAUAUAGGGCACGACUGUCAAGGAGUGGGGGUUGCGCAUUUCUUUGAAAUGAACUCCCUAUCUAUUGUCAGGGUUAAAGUACAUGUGACUAUCAAUAGGCAACAAAAUUAGAUGAGACACUUUGCCUUAAAAGGGCUUUUGUAAUCUUUUGCCGGCUCUAAAAGCCGGGAAAUAGACCUUUUUACCUAUACGGUGGCCAUAUUGAAUUAAUUCGAUUUAAGGAGUAUUAUAGGAUGCCCAGGGGGCAUGAGCACUUUUUCCCGACAAAUAUAAGUGAAAGUCUAUAUUUCUAAUACUAAACUAGAAAAAGGCGAUCAUUAUUACAUCAAAACACGGCACAAGGAUCUUUUUUCCCAUUACAAUCUUAUUCUAAGAAAACUUUAACAAAAAAUGUCCCGAAAAGAGCUCGAAAAUACAAACGAAAUGUGCUCAUGCCCCCUGGGCAUCCUAUAAUACUCCUUAGCCGCCGUAUCGGUAAAAAGGUCUAUUAAAGCAUUCCUUCCCCACCCCCUCCAAGCAAUGUUGGUCGCUGAUGAUUCCGUGAUACCAUAUUUUUUUCUUAGGUUGUUAUUCUUGGAAAACGGAACACAUAAAUGUACUUCUGUCAUCGACAUUAAUGAUAUAGAGACCGUGGAAGCAUUAACCUUCUCCGGAACCAUGCGGCCUCGUGGAGUUACAGCUAUUAAAAUAACCAGCGAACGUAAGUUUUCUUGGUUCCCCCUACUAAAGUGAACCGAACUCAGAUGAAAUUUAAGGCAAUUUUUGACAAUGUGUUUCCAGAAAAGGUGUUGACGGUGAGAAUAAAUAAACGAGGAUGAAAUGUAUAUGCUAUGUUCUUAGUGAAAAUGCACUUUUGCUAGUUUACAGGCGCCCUUCUCAGAUAAUAAUAAUGUUCUUUGUCAGUACCCUUGGCAGUAUUUGUAGCACAAAUGCUUGGGAGGUAAAGCAAAUGUCUGAAACAAAUAAUUCAAAUAAAACUAUUCACAAACUUGGUCGAGGAGUUCAACUCAAGAUGACAGAGAAAAAUCUACCCACUGGUCAGAGCAUGAUAUGAUUGCAAAUCCAGCGCGCUGAACACUCGGCUACGCUUCCCCGCUGUAAUAUAACUAAGUGAUUGGUCUUCAGAAGAAAAACUUGAUACUUACUUUUCUUUGUCUUUUCUUUGUCUUUUCUCUUCAGUUGAUCCAUCAAAGUCUUUUGUAGCAUCUGUCAAAGAAGAGAAGGACUUUUGGCGCAAUUGUCUGCUGGAAAUGAAAGCUGGAUACGAAAUAGCAGAUGGUAAGACCAGGGUAAAGUAGGGUAUAGAACGAUGUUAUUCGAAGAUCAUCGCUUAAUAACCAUAUCUCCCACCAGAGGAUAGUAAUCUUGUCUGUCUACGUGCAUCGGGUAGCUGCUGAUCCAAGAGAGUUGUUAAUCGUUUCAUUUUUCUGUUUCUUAUGUCAGUUGUGGUCACGUCUACUCAUUGUUUGUCUCAUAAGUUCCCCUAUCACCAGAACCCUAAACGAUUACAUUCUUCCGUCCUCUAAAAACCGUUGGAAAAUUAAGCUCUUGCUCUAAUGGGGACUACGUGGCUACAAAAUACAUGAAGUCCCAUUUGAAGAUAAACUAUAAUAUUUCUUAUGAAGAAUUCUAUAUAUUGUGUGUUAUUUUCCCUUUUUCAAGCUUUGAGGGACUCGGAAAUCAUAGAACACGCUGCUCAAAACGUGAUCAUGGCAGACGCUUUAAGUUCUAUGAGGUAUUUGGCCCUUGUAUAAAAGACAACAGUUAGUGAAGUUCAUGCUGUAGUGAGCUUAAAGAGGAAAGUGCUAAGUUAAGAUAAUAGUCUGGCAUGUUUUGUGUUAUUCGUUGUUUCUCUAAAAUGACGGAAGCUGUCUUACUCCUUGUUUCCCCACCCCACCCCUCUUCAAACGUCCUUAGACAGUAUGCCAGUAUAUGACCAGACCGAGGAGCACUAAUGUCUCAGAAAUCAGGCUGGCUCAUUUAUGCAAAUUUAGUCGCUGUUUUGAAUCAGAGUCCAGUUCUUCAGGUCUUCCCCUAUAACUCAAUUAGCAAACGGCGGUAAUGUCUGUCUAGCAGCUCGCAUAUUACAAAUAUUGGACAUAUUGAGAUUGUGCUUGAGCCUGGGUCUGUUACGUUUGUGUCGAAUUGUACUGUGGGACUGUUUUGGGGGAAGCUAUCGAUUUUUUUAUUGGCUAUUACGAAGUUUUUACGGCAAACUGGGUCCAAAUUCGUCCUCCAAAACAGUUCCAUUGCGUAAUGCGACAGAGAACCUAGCCAGUGUCGUGCCCCACCUCAAAAUGAUACGUCGACGCUCGAAUGUUAUUCUUAGUUCUGUUCACACCAGUAACCCGCACAUCCGUUACAUUUCUUGGUAUUUUUUGUCUUUUCCGAUUGUUUUCUUGAUCCCUUAUGGAAAAUUCGUGAGCUAGAAGGUAAUCCCCUGGGCCGAGUUGUUCAAAGCUGGGCUAAGAUAACCCAGGGUUAGUGCGAGAUUUGAAUUCAAAUUUGAAAGCUUAGAAAGCAUUUCAGUUUUAAUUCUUUUUGUCUACAAGUUGAUGAUUGGAAGCUCUAAAAAAAGCACAGCAAAUUAUCCGAGAAAAUGCUUUUGAACACGAGAAAAAGAAACCCGGGUUAAGCGCUGAUCUGCCUUCGAACAACUGGGCCCUGAAGUGCAGCUAACCACAGGCCAGUUAGUUGAUGGCAUUGCAGUAUAGUGUUUAGUUAAAUAUCUAAGUGUGCUAUCAGUCUAUCAUGUAUGACUAUUUCCUUUUCCAUCUUUUCGCAGUGGUUUCCCCGAGGAACCUUCAGUUGUAAGACAACUUUGCUUUUAUUACAGUUAAUGCAUGUUGCUCUGUACUCUUUUCUUCACACCAGGGCGAAUUUAUACUGAGCACAAAUAAAACAUGUUGAGCUAUCGGAAUAGCGUUCAUAUCACGCGGUGGAUUUUGUUAAUAGGUAGAAAAGAUUCACGUUUACGGCAAACGUCAGAUUCAAGUUAAGAAUUUCUCGGAAUAGGAAAUAGGCGGAUAAAAACUGUCAAGAACAAUUCUUAUGGGCAAAACUGGCGUGAAAUUACUUAUUUCUCAGUAGAAGUAAUAAACAGUAAACGACAAUUAAGGGAAAACUAGGUCACGUGGUACAAAUUCACGUUUGCCGUUUUGCGUUAACGUGAAUCUUAAUCGAACGACUGCGUAUUACACGAGUCAUCUUCGAGCAAAACAGUUUAGAGCACAUUUCGUUGUCUCUUGCAUUAAAUUGCCUUGUGUUGUGUUUAUUAUGAUCCUAAUUAUGAGUAUUGAACUUUUAAAAACGUGGAAGCAGAAGUCAUUUAUUUUCAAGGGACCUCACGAAACUACGACGGCGAUGGUCAUGUGACUUGCAGGAGGUGAAAAUGGCGGGAACGCGAAAAAAUGCCGAGUCCUGGCUCUGAUCCCUGGCUCGAGUCCUGGCUCGGAGUCGUGGCUCGGUAUAUAGGCAUCCUCAAAGACAACGUCAAAAAAGCAAUAGGUUUAGUGAACAAAACAACAUCUCUGCAUGUGCAUCACGCUUUUUUGUACAUUUCUUUGCUGUCCCUGCACAACUACGACGUGAAAAAACCAAAUUUUAAGUUUACUUGAGAACGGGAACGGCAAGGUGAUAAAUUCUACCAUCUCCGUCUUAAUUCGGAUGCGGUUCCUUCUCUUCAGCUCCAACCAAAAUUCCCUUCUUUUAAGUAACAGGGCGAAUUGGAAUAUUCGCGAAAAAGUUUUAAAAGGAUGCGAAGUCUAUUUUUCAGCGACGUUUUCAUGGACGUCGCCGUUGUCGGAUCGUAAGGUCCCUACUAUGGUCACAUGACAGAGCUGACUCCCAAUCAAUGUUAAUUAUACUUCAGAAAAACGUGUGAUAAACCUGAGCAAAGUCGGGCCGACGAUUUUUAGGUUUACCUAAAUUCAAUCUCAAGUUGUACUCCUCAAUGAUUUUAUAUUCAGUUUUCGUUUGUUUUUAUCGGGAAAAUGAGAGGUCAUGGGGAUGAAAUUAAAGUAACAGCUGAUUGAAGUUAUUUGCACUACAUAACCCCUUCCCAUUAAUCUGAAUCUAACGUAUAUUUUAUUCGCUUUUUGGCUCUGUAGCUCGUCCUUGACUCCAAGAAAAACGGUUUGAAAAAUAAACUGUCUAAACAUACCAGAGAGGUAAGUAGUUGUUCCUUUGCAUUAUAAAGUAUCAUCGGGUUUUAAAGGGUAUAAUUUGGAUAGGCACGAAUCACAGUCAUAAAAUCAUUUCAGGCAAUACUCAAUGGCUUUAGCACCCAGGAGUUGAAAGUAGUGGCCGCUCCCUUCCAAAUGAGAGUGUAAAUAUUUUCAAGCAAAUAAAGAAUUGCGCGAAAUACAGGGAGAGCGAAAUUCCUUUCGUCUAUCGUUCGCGCGGAAUUUCGCUAAGGAUUUUCGAGGAUGCCUCCACGAACUCAUUAAACAAUUUCACUCGUGUCACUUCGCGCCUGUUUUGGUGAAUGUGAACUCGACUGUUUUUUUUUUUUAUAGCGAUAACUUGUUUAGUUCUUUAACUGCACUCAAAACAUACUCCAGUGCAUGAAAAGCUAAGGAAAUCUCAAAAUUUCGCGUAAAUACUUCCCGUCUCGCUGAAAGCAUUUAACUUCUACCGUUAAUUAUUCUAACCUACUUCCUCGAACAAAAACUGUGUUUAGUGUCUCUUAAAUGAAUUUAAUUCGAGGUUUUACGGUAUGCUAGAAAGAAGUCUGUUGUAUCGUCUGACGCCAUUUCUGUCCCACUUGCACUAUUGAUACACAUCCAACAUUGUUGUCACAUGACAAACGCAUUUUUGCCCAGGAAAGGAAUAUAUUCUAAUGGUUAUAGGUAUUCCAAGCAGUCGAAUCAAGAUAUUUAAGUGUGCCAUUAUUCUUUUUCGUUAUACCUUGCAAACAGACGCUCUUAAUGCGAGUGCGGCCAUCACCUCAAGACAUGGAGAAAACAACAGUAGAGGCUUUGCUUUAUUUGUCUGGCUGUAAGUAGAGUUUUUCUUUAGUCCGGUUCUGGUUCCUUUCUCUUUGUCACGCAACGCCGGGAGAGGGCGUUGCGUGACAAAGAGAGAGGGAGAGAGAGAGAAGGGCCAGAACUGGACUAAGUGUUUGUGUAUUGUAAACUUAGAAUUUUUCAUUCCAUGCUGUUGAGACUCUAGACCUUCCAAUCAUUUCUCUCUCUCAGAGCAUCAAUUUAAAGACAAAAUAGAAUGUUUCGUACCAAUCGCUCGAACUUCGUCGGCAAUGUAAAAUGUCUUAAGUUAUGCAACAGAAAGGUUGUUACGUAUUCCCAGGAGAGGAUUGUAGAUGGCUGGAAGGCCCAUUCCCUCAUCCCUGUUAAGAGAGGGUUUUCUUCGUUUGACGGCAGUGGCCUCCUUGACACGGCGCUUGAUGGUGAUAUUUUUCUCUUUGUUCAUCAAAAAAGUCGUGCAUAUGGGCUUCGUAUUACUUCUAUCGCUAAAUACUAAUUACUAUACCUAUGAAAUAGGUUAUUUUUUAACCAUUUAACCUCAUCUUUUUUUUUCUUCUUUUUUUUUCAGCAAAAGGAAGCAGUCCAAAGUUGUGGUGUGCUAUGGUAUGUGGUGAAUAAUGCUUUAGAAAGCAAUACUGACCCAUUGUUAGCCUGAGAAUAGACCUUUGUCACGUGGCGGCCAUUUUGUCUCAAAAGAUUUAAAAAGCUUUGUUUAUGCCCGGCUAGCCUCGUUCUCUCUACGAGGCUAGCCGGACAUGAAGAGAGCUUUUUUAAUCUCUUGAGACAAAAUGGCCGCCACGUGACAAAGGUCUAUAAGCUCCUGACUUGGUGGAUAGGACUUGGAAGAGAAGCGGGGAACGAAAUCUUUCACAAAAUCUCGUCAUUUUAGUUUUCGCUCCCUCCCUUUCCCUCUCGUGUCUUCCAUUGCUCGAAUUAAGUAGUUUACAAGCUAAACCAUGAAAUAAGUGCGUUCCAUGAACAAACCUUGUGCUUAAUAGCUGGGGAAACGAAUUUGGGAUAGUGGAACCGCCGGUUAAGUUGUUCAAAUGUUACGAGAUUUUUCUCUUGGAGACUGUACUCCACGUUUUUUGCAUUCACACUCCAUUCAAAAUUUCUGAGAGAGGUCACAAUUUUAUUUUUGGAGUACAAAAACCUGGCACUAGUGUUUUUGUUAUGGUCACAAAUGAUCUUUUGUCUUUGCUCCCCGCUUUUUCUGCUGAUCGUCUUAUUUCAUUUGUUGUCCUAGGGAUCUGGUGUCAUUGUCGUGAUUGAUGCUAACCCUACCUUAAAAAAAGGGACAGACCUGGCUUGGGAGUACGAGACUCACAUGAGGCAUGCAAAGGAACGAGUGGUGAGCCGUGAAGUUUUAUGAGAGACCUUUAGAUUCGAGGCCCGUAGUAGAAUGACGACGGCUAUCGCGUUUUCCCGCCUAAAUGAUUCUGGUUUACGCGCGCGUAUUGUGUGACGGCAGGGGGCUCAUUUUGAACGCCAUUUUUUUUUCGUUUCCUGUUGUGCUGAUGUCGUCCUGGUUCACAUUACGUCUUAAAGGGACGCGAUCACGGUUAUACGCAUGCGCGCCGUUUGUCUCUUCAAAAUAAAUUUGUUGGGUCAACACUAAAUUCGAAAUCGCCAUUACUGGUACAAUCAUUGAAAAUCCUUCGUUUUAUUCCGACAUCCGUCGCAAGUAGAGGCACAAGCGCAACCAAAUGAAAAAGUUCCUUUUUCUUGUGCUUAUAUGUAUGCCACUGUGCUAAACAGGCAUCACCACAUGAGAUGCAUUCAACACUGCUGAUUCUAGCAAUUUACAGGACAUUAUCACACACCAACCAAGUAACUGUUUUUGCUUACAAUAAAGCGGGCGUUCAUUGCUUGCGUUACUACGCUGUAACACCAAAUAAUAACCGUCUUGUUCUUGUUUGUAGAGCUGCUUGUUAGCCGUUGGAAACAACCAAGUCUGGGCUGGUUCCCUAGACACAACUAUUUACGUCAUUAACACGCACACCCGAAAAGGUAAGUUAUGCCAUAGAGGAAUGUUUCUUCUAACAUCCAGACACCGAGAAUGCAUUUUUAAACGAGAAGUACACGAUUCCAUGGUUAGGUCCCAUCUCCUUUGAGUGAAGUUGAAUGCAUUAAUGUGUGAGUAGUUUAGGAUGACGCGAUUAUGUCCCAUCUCAUGAGAGUAAAAUGGAUUACGGUACCGUGUGACGAGUAUAGGAUGACGCGAUUAGGUCCCAUCUCAUGUGAGUAAAAUGGAAUACGGUUAUGUGUGAGUAGUAUAGGAUGUCACGAUUAGGUCCCAGCUCAUGUGAGUAAAAUGGAAUACGGUUAUGCGUGAGUAGUAUAGGAUGACGCGAUUAGGUCCCAUCUCAUGUGAGUAAAAUGGAAUACGGUUAUGUGUGAGUAGUAUAGGAUGUCACGAUUAGGUCCCAUCUCAUGUGAGUAAAAUGGUUUACGGUUAUGCGUGAGUAGUAUAGGAUGACGCGAUUAGGUCCCAUCUCAUGUGAGUAAAAUGGAAUACGGUAAUGCGUGGCUAGUAUAGGAUGACGCGAUUAGGCCCCAUCUCAUGAGGGUAAAAUGGAAUACGGUAAUACGUGACUAGUAUAGGAUGUCACGAUUAGGUCCCAUCUCAUGUGAGUAAAAUGGAAUACGGUUAUGUGUGAUUAGUAUAGGAUGACGCAAUUAGGUCCCAUCUCAUGUGAGUAAAAUGGAAUACGGUUAUGUGUGAGUAGUAUAGGAUGUCGCGAUUAGGUCCCAUCUCAUGUGAGUAAAAUGGAAUACGGUUAUGUGUGAGUAGUAUAGGAUGACGCAAUUAGGUCCCAUCUAAUGAACUAUCGAAUACGUAAUGAUUUAAAUAAUGAUCUUUUAGAGUCUCUUUUUGUUGAAAUCAGUAAGCCACGAAGUACACCAUUUCUGGUCGGUACUUGGUAUCGACCCCCAAGUUCUCCACCCAAUUUAUUUAGCGAAUUUGAGAAUGUUAUUGCUAAAAUUGACGCGGAAAAUAAGGAAUUAUAUUUACUCGGUGAUAUUAACUGCAAUUUGUUGCCUGAAGCAAUUACAGUCAAUUCGUCCCAUCUGAUAAACAUUUUCGAUAUAUAUGGUCUUAGUCAGUUAAUCAUUGAACCAACACGUGUCACCCAGAACUCAAAAACAUUAAUUGAUUUAUGUAUAACGAACUCCCCAGAUAAGAUUACAAAUUCCGGUGUCAUUCACCUUGGCAUAAGUGAUCAUUCUCUUGUUUUUUUGUCACGUAAGACUCAAUACUGCCGUAUUGGCCCUCGCGUGAUUGAAACACGGCAAUUUAAACACUUUAACAGAGGAAAAUUCUUAAGUGACCUCAAUCAACUACCUUGGGCCAAUGUUAAUUUGUAUUCUGAUCCCAAUGAAAUGUGGCAUGUAUGGAAAGAAAUGUUUCUUGGCUGCGUCGAUAAACACGCACCACUUAAAUCCAAAAGAAUUCGGAAAAAACGAUCUCCAUGGAUUACUAGAGAGUUACUGAGCAAAAUCCGAAAACGAGAUUUCCUUAAAAAGAAGGCAAUCUCCUCCAAUAACCCGGCUAUAUGGGAUCAAUUUAGGUGUGCAAGAAAUCAGGCAAAUAACGCAAUUAAACUCGCCAAAAAACUCUAUGUUUCUGACAACCUGGAAGCCAACAAAGGUAAUUUGCGCAAAACAUGGAAUGUUAUCAACGAGCUAACUUCACGUAACAGUGGUAAGUCGACGAAUAUUUUGGAGAUCAAGGUAGAUGAUAAAAUAGCAAGUAACCCUUUGGACAUUGCGGAAACUAUUAACGAUCACUUUACAAACGUUGCGCAAGUAUUAGCACAAGAUAUUCCUGUUGUCGAUGUUAAUCCUGAGUCUUAUUUAAAGCCCACUGAUCAUUCGUUUUCUCUGCAAAUUCCGAGUGUUGAUAUUGUUUCUAACGUUUUGUCGAAAAUUGAUGAAAAGAAAGCCACCGGUCUUGAUAUGAUUCCGAGUAAAUUGUUGAAAAUGGCUGCUAAUAUCGUCGCACCCUCUCUUACCUCAAUAUUCUCAAAGUCUAUUCUCACUGGGAUAUAUCCAAACGAUUGGAAAACAGCCAAAGUGACUCCACUUUUUAAAAAGGGCAUUAAAUCGGACCCUAACAACUACAGGCCGAUAUCUGUAAUCCCUAUAAUUUCGAAAGUUUUUGAAAGAAUUGUUUAUAAUCAACUUUUUCCAUUAUCUAGAUGAUAAUAAAUUGCUACUAGGUUGCCAAUCAGGGUUCCGUUCUCUACAUAGUACGCUCACGGCUUUGCUUGAGGCAACAAAUGCUUGGUCAGUAAACAUCGACAAUGGCCUUCUAAAUGGCGUUGUCUUUAUUGACCUUACUAAGGCAUUCGACACCAUUGAUCAUGAGAUCAUCUUGCGUAAGAUGUCGUACUUGGGUGUCGAUCAGGCAGCUAUAAAAUGGUUCUCGUCGUACUUAAGUGGCCGAACCCAAAGAUGUAAUGUCAGUGGCAAACUAUCAUCUGCUCGUACCCUCAGUUGCGGCGUGCCGCAGGGUAGCAUAUUGGGUCCUUUGCUAUUUUUAAUUUACAUUAAUGAUCUUCCCAACUCCCUGCGGGGCGCCGUACCAAGAAUGUUUGCCGAUGACACCAACCUUACGUUAUCUGCUAAGACGUUAACAGAGCUUAAGCUAGCUCUAACCCCUGAAUUAAAUAACCUUAGCUGUUGGCUGAAAGCUAACAAGCUCAGUCUAAAUGUUGCUAAAACAGAGCUAAUGAUUAUUGGAUCAAGACAAAGACUAUCUGCCCAAUGUGACGAUGUAGAAAUCAGAAUUGAUGACCAAAUUAUUAAGAGAGUCGAUCAUACCAAAUCCUUGGGUCUUACCAUAGAUGCUCAACUCUCUUGGGGUAAACACGUUGAAGAGAUUUGCAAGAAAGUCUCUUCAGCUAUAGGCGCCCUAAAACGUGUGCGGCCCUUUAUAUCCAAAGAAACUGCAAUUCAAAUUUAUAACGCUUUAAUUAUGCCUCAUUUUGAUUACUGCAGCCCCGUCUGGGACUGUUUGAGUGGUUACUUGAGUGAUAAGCUCCAAAAAUUACAGAAUCGUGCAGCCAGAGUUAUUACUAAAUCACCCUUUGAUGCGAGCUCAAACCACCUUCUCUCCACCCUCAGCUGGGAGAGGCUAUCUCUUCGACGAAAGAAACAAAAAGCCGUAAUGAUGUAUAAAACCAUGAAUGACCUUGCUCCAGAAUAUCUGCAAAGUCUUUUCUCUCAGCGUCACUCUGCUUACAACUUAAGAAACUCUGAGGGAAGGCUGACCUUGUCCAAACCAAGCACCAAUUAUUUGAAACGAAGCUUCUCUUACAGCGGGGCCAUGUUAUGGAAUAACUUGCCCAAAAACUUAAAAAACGCUGCAUCCGUUGAGCAUUUUAAGCGAAAUAUCAAGAAGGUAGCUGAUAUAUCGGAUUCCCACACGGCAAUCAUGUAAAGCAGUUGUAAUUAGUUUUAGUUUUUAACUUAAGCUUAACUGAUGAUUUCCCGUGUUUAAAUAAAGAUUUACAUACAUACAUACAUCUCAUGUGAGUAAAAUGGAAUACGGUUAUGUGUGAGUAGUAUAGGAUGUCGCGAUUAGGUCCCAUCUCAUGUGAGUAAAAUGGAAUACGGUUAUGUGUGAGUAGUAUAGGAUGACGCAAUUAGGUCCCAUCUCAUGUGAGUAAAAUGGAAUACGGUUAUGUGUGAGCAUUGUAGGAUGACAUGGUUAAGUCCCAUCUCGUUAGAAUGAAGCGAAAUACAUUACAUGUAAUAUGUGAGUGUUAUAGGAUGCCACGAUUAGUGCCCUUCUCAUUUGAGUGAAGUGGAAUACUGACUAAUAUGUCUGUACUGAUGCAUUGUCCAUUGCGGUCAAGUAUUUUUCUGAUUCCACAUUUUUGUUCUUUAGCCGAUCAGCAACUGUUAGGUCAUAGAGACAGUCUUUCACACAUGAUAGAAAUACGAGAUAAACAGGGGUAAGUUUAUAUUUCUUUAUUUGAUUAAUUGUGAUUGUACACAGACGCAAAGUCUUUCACACAUCUCGUGCGCAUUUAUAUUCAAAUUGUAUUAUAAAUGGAAAAUGCGAUGCACUAAAAAAUCAUAGACAUUCUUAAAUGAGCUGAAAGUUUCAUCUUUUUCGUGAUCCCAAAACAACGUGUUCUGUUUUGCUUGUUGAUAUCGCCUCAUCCUUUUUAUUAGUUUAUGUGUUCUUGUUUUUUUUUUAUUAUUAUUAUCAAUUUCUGUUAUUUAACGGAUGGAUGAUAGGUAGGUAUACCUGGACGAUAAAAUGGCCCUUUGGAGUCCCAGGUUUUUCAUUUUUGUUAGGUUUACGGCAAAGGGAAGUUGUUUGUUACGUUUUAGUUUUCAGUAUUGUGAUUUAGAUGAGAUACAAGCAAUCGAUGUUUUGUCUAUAAAGAUCGUAGUUACAGUCGAAGUUGUAUUGAGCCGCCGCUCUGUUUUUAGCGACAAUUUACCAGAGUCCCGAAGGAUUGUCGCAGUGUCUUUUUAUCUUAUUUUGUGGUCAUUCCACAGGCACACCACCGUGUGGAGCGCCAGCUCGAAUGGCCAGAUUAUAGGCUGGGAUCCUGUGACUCUUACAGCUAAAAAGGAGGUGAGAAGAAGACUCAUGAGUAAUUUUUAAGUAGUGCACUUUUGGUGUGUUGACAAGUGUUUAGAAGACAGUGUUUCAGGUCUUAGCUAAGUUAUUCCUAAAUGAUACGGCGGUAAGCUGUUAGGACACCACAAAAAUCCGACAAGAUUUUUUUGCUCUUCUUAUGCACUGGAAACUGCAACUUUGUCCAAAGUGCCCUGCAUGGUAAUCAUUGAAGAAAGAUGAUCAAGUUGAUGUUCUCAGCAAUUACCUGAGAGGCACUUGAUAUUUAUCACGUUGCUAGCUUUGGACAAAGGGAAAGAAAUCUAGUCUCCAGCUACUAAUUUUUCUUCCUUGCGUUCUAUUUCUCUAUUUCCUACUCUUUCAUUUCCCGAACUUUUUUUCGCUUGUCAGCCCCGCUAAUUUUUACUUUCUUGAACAAAGGGGGAAGGAGGAGGUAUUUCUUCUAAUAUUUUAUACUGGCGGUACUUUAAAUUAUUAUGAUUCGCGUUUUUGUCUUCGUAGCUUGAGGUCAAAGUAGGCAGGAAAGACGAGAAAACCCUUCACUGGUUUUGUGCCGUUGGAGAGACGUUCUGGUGUGGUAGGUGUCACAAUAAUGCCCUGUAUUGCUAUUCAUUUAACCAUGUCAGUACAUUAAAAUCCAGAUUUUUAUCCAAAAAAGAAGAACUAAUACAUCCAACUUUUUGUGACGUUAAAUACCCGACAAUUACUUCGCCACUUCAUAACCUAUAACCUAUAAACGCUUUCUUGGCAACGGCUUCAGGGAUCGUUUGCGCGACUAUUGCCUUAGUCAUGAGUAGUCGAUGGUAAACAAAAUCAACAUUAACCAAUCCUUUUUUAAUCCUUUUUUAUACUGUCCACCCAAAUAAUCCCAGCAAUCUUGGCGCCAAAACGUUAUACCCAUUCUACGCGUAGUUCAUGGAGUUACGAAUCGAAGAAUGCGAAAGUGAGGAUCUUACUCACUCCUAGACUGUUCACAGUCCCCUAUUUUUCCGUGACAUGGUCGAGAUAUAGCGUGUCUUACCGUUAAUGGCGACCAUCUUGAUUUUCAAAUGUACCUAGGGGGCGGGCGUCGGAGAUUGUACAUGAGCUCUAGGGGGAGAAGGGCGAGAAAAAUAGACGGACUCAGUAAUAACAUCACUGCAGCUCGCGCUCACGGAGCGCGAUGUACCAGCAACGCAGGCGUUUGAUUGGUCAUUACACAAUAGAUGUUAAUUUGCGUUGACAACGGGUUUAGUUUAUGUUGCCGACACUGACAAGUUGUGGACAAGUCCUCGUUUCUAUAAAAAGUACGCUUUCAUAAUGCCAAAGGCUCGAAGCGGAAGGCUCGUGAUUUACAAGCUUUUCGAGUGUUCCCCCAACAUCUCAACUGGGUUAUCACGCCGGUAAACCCGUAGAAAGUGUAGUCUAUUGCUUUUAUGAAAUAACUUUAAGUAAAACUAUGAGGUUACCGGCACAAUAAACCAUAGUUUUUUAACCAAUCAGAACGCGUGUACUAUCUUAGUUAUUUUAUUAACGUACUGUGUUCUUCAGCUCUUCUUAACAGUACUGUCUUAUAUUUUCAAUAGCCACCAAGUUUUCCAUUUAUGUAGUUAACUACGCGAAGGGUUAUGAAGACGCCAAAGUACUGACCCCACAGAACGAUCAGCCGAUGAGUAUUGACUGUAUGUGUGCUGUCUCUGACACUCAGGUGAGUGUUACUCCAUACAUCGUGGAAUGACAGACUGUCAUUUACUUGCCCACCACAAAUCACUCGCCAAAAAUCAUCCAUAAAUGGUUGGGUAAACAAUGCGUGGAUCUUGCUGAUUAUCUAUUCCUGUGAGCAAACUGGGUCACGAUUCUUUCUAGCUUUUUCUUGACUGAAAUUCUCUUUGCCCAUUUGUACUCACAAUUAGGUUUUGUUUUUGUCAAUAUUAGGUGUGGACUGCCUGCGACAGGAAAGGUUACAUAGUCGUCUGGAACACUAAAACCUAUCAAAACGAACAUUACCCCGAUCUAUGCAAGUGCGGUGGCUUCACGUAUUUGAUGCGGGUUGAUCAAAAGGUAGAGCUCUACGAGUGAAAUCAAAGAUUGAUUGUUAAUUAUGUUGAAACUUGCUCAACUUGCACUGACUGACUGACUGACUGAUCGUCUGACUGACUGAGUCAGUAACAGUGUAAAGUAAACAUCUCUGACCGAUUUACUCACUAAACAUGGCCGACAUGUAAGACUAACUGACUGGCUGACUGACUGACUGACUGACUCACUAACCCACUGACUGGCCCCCUGAGUGGCUGGGUAACUGACUGAGUGGGUGAGUGAUUGAGUGACUCACUGGAUGGCUGGCUGGCCGGCUGGCUGACUAACUGACUGGCUGACUGACUGACGGACUGAUUUACGUACUUACUUACUGACUGACUGACUGACUGACUGAUUGACUGACUGACUUGGAAAGCCAGUUGAUUGUCGGAUUCUUGAAGUGAUUGAUUGAAUUACUGACAGAGUGAUUGUUAGACCGAGCUAUUGACUGAUUCAUCGCUUCGUCAUCUUGCAGGUGUGGGCUGGAAGCAAAAGUGGCGUCAUUUAUGUCCUAGACGCUAAGAAAAUUAAAGUUGAAAAGGUAUUAUAUGCCUUCUAAAUACAGAUGAUUAAUUCUUUAUUUUCCAUCCUUUAACUGGCCUCUCCCCUCAUAUGAUCUGUCUGUAGGAGUCUUGUAAAAAAUACUUUUAGAACCUCUUUUUUUAAUUAAUACCCGUCCCUCGAGAAACGAGUUAAUUUCGUUACCCAAGUAUCUCAAUGUGUCCCUCAUAUGGCACCGGACGGAUUUUCGAUGAAAAUUGUGCGCUUGGGGUUUUUGUUCACACGUAACCAGCGAAACCGAACGAACGUUUAGGCGACUAGCUUUUCAAAAAUUUGAACGCGAGAAUCGAGCUCAAGUUUUAGGCGGUACGAUUGAAAGUUUGACCGGCGCAGUAUAAACACCAUGGCCGUCUAAAUUUCUUGAAAGACAAAGGCGUGGUUGCAUGGAUGCGUUGUAAAUCACCUGCGAGAUUUUCAAAGUAACGCCCUGCGCAUGGGCAGAUGGUAAAACCACUGACUGGGAAAGGUUUAAAUUCAACUUGGUUCGUCAGUUCCGUGAGAAGAGAGCGAAUGGUUCCAUGUGAUGUGUCCUGUCAAACUUUUAGGCGGUCAAAAAUUGUCUCAGUGUGCCGUGUGAACACAGCCUAUAUCUCAGGAAGUAGGUAACAUUCUAGAUAUUGCACUGUUGUUACCCUUUGAAUUUAUAAGUUUUGCGAUAUUGCCCUCUCAGAAACUUUUAGGGGAUUAGCUGAGAUGCGACCUCGGAAUAACCAAUAUUAGGAAAUGUUGUCGAGGGAAAAAAUUUCCUGCUGUAUAACAAAUAUGUGUAUUUCAUUGCAGGAAUUGCUCUUGCAUGAAGACCGUGUGCGUGCUAUGUGCCUAACAGACUACGGACAUGUCAUUUCGGGACCGGGAUCUCGGGACGGGCGACUUGCUGUGUGGAGUUCAGAUCUUUUGCAGUUGGUCCCGGGAACCGAGCAAAAGCCGAAGGUUCACACAGCCGAGGAUAGUGGCUUUGAAGUGGUUCCGAAACAAUAUGUCGUCAAGUUUAAUCCUGGUCAGGACGAUACAGGCUGUUUCAUUAACAGGACUUCAACGUAUUAAGUGGGUGUGAAAGGGUCGAAGUUAGCCUGUAAAUUUUUAAAAACAUUUAAAAUGAACUAAUCUCGGUUGUUCCUAGUGAAUAACUGAAUAUUGAAAGAGCUUUUUAAUUAGCAACUAAUGAAUGAGGCUGAGUAUAUCUCUUAAUUCUUCAUAUCCUACGAAAGCCGAAUUCAUUAAUAGCUUUAUUAUUCAUUCAAAAUAAUUCCUAGUUUUAAAACAUAGCUAAAACAUGCUUACCUGCAUCGAUGUUAAGUUCAACUUCGAUAGUGUACGUUUAGGUUUGUCCAGCUCCGCAAAUAUUCUCCAAAUAGCUGAUGUCGCCCUCCGAGUUGUCUUGCUGUUUUUGCUAUGUUUUUAGCUAUAUUUUGCCUAGUUCCAGCUGUGGUUCUUACUCUUGAAAGGAGUGAACAU